AUGCGGGCCAUUGAAGCAGUGGCAGACUUGGGCGCUCUGAGCAAAUGGGCGUGUGAAUAUCACAUCGCAUCAGAGGCCGCGGAGCCCAGGAGAAGAACUCGGGGAGCAUCGAAGCCCACUACGGAGCAUGCCGGAGGGACUCCGCGUCUGUCUCGGGGUAGCACACGCGAAGGAAUCGACUCCUGGAGCGGCUCCAUGGAGAGAAGCAACUCCCUGAAGAGGGACGAGGAGCGGGGCUUCACCGGUUCAGCGUCCACCACGCCGAAGGGUGAGCUGAUGUGUCGGAUCCCAAGCAGAGGAUCCUUGGCACGUUCUUCCAGAAGUACCAAGGAGCCCUUGCCAAGCAGCCCACUUGCGGAGAGCGAGGAGAUGGUUGGCCAACGACGCGGCUUGAACCUCGAGUUGGAAGAUCGGGAGGAGUCUGGCACGUUGGCACUGCGCGAGGAGACUUCCUUGGCAUUGGCGACUAGGUCGGAGGAAAUGGCGCUGGUGCCUGUGGCACGGCCAUCGCCCAAGACGCGGCGGAUGAAGACGGAGUUGCUUUCCACUCACCCGUGGCUCAAGCAGCUCCAGCAGAGGUCCUUGCACGGAUCUGUGCCGGGUUCUCCGAGUGGUCUUAGCCGUCCGGGCGACACCCGCUGGCUUGGAGGAAAGCAGGCCUCCUCGACAUCGAGCCUGCCACCUUUGGACAACUUGCAGAUUCAACUCCACGAUGGGCAACAAAUGGAGUUGGUGGCCUAUGCCUCUCGAACAGCUUCCCAUCAAUCGGUCCCAGGAGUGCAGGAGGAGUCGAGGGCUGUGGGCAGGCUUUGUCGGGAAAUGACAUGGAGCAGCAAAGAUGAGAGGGAUCUCCUCGGCGCCGUCGUCGCACCCGCCGACAGGCAACGACAAGAGCAGGGGCUACUGCCACAGAGCAUCCGCUCUAUGGACUACUGGCGAGCCACGGAGCUGUUCCACCUCUUUGACCGACGGACAGGUGAGCUGGACAAGCUGGGCUUCUACCACCUGCUGACGGCCGCCUCUCGGGACCGCGAAAACAUCGCCCGACAGCGCAGUGAUGCGAUCUUCGACGAGAUCGACAUCGACGGCUCAGGGAAGAUCGACAAAGAGGAGUUCUUGGGCUGGGUCUUCCAGACCAACAACAGCUUCCUCAGCUCAGUGAGGAGGCGGUUGGAAACCAUGGACCAAGUGAAGGUGAAAGCCUUGUUCGAGCAGUUGGACAAUGAUGGCAACAAGGUCAUCGACAGAGAUGAGUUCUGGGAAUUCGUUGAGAAGUUUAGUCCCGGGAUGUUGUCUCGGUCUGCAAGCGACGAGCUGCAUGAGUUUAUUGACGCGGACAAGUCCGGCGGCAUCGAUGUGGACGAGUUCCUGAAUUGGGUGCAUCCUGGGCGGGAGCUCAAGAUGCUGCGUGCAGAGGUGCGUGAUGACAAGGCGAUUACUGGCAAGGUAGCGGUGGGGAUGGUAGCGGUGGAUGAGAACUCCUACGUGGCCCCCAAAAAGCCACUCAUGGAGACAGAGCCUGGCAAGCCAGUGGUCCUGGAGUUUUGGAUUGGUAGCGAAUGGACUGGGGCUUUUGAGUCGAUCAAGCGCAGCCUCCGCAGCGUGUUCAGCUCGCAACAGAUCAGGUUCCAGAGUCGCCGGGACCCUCGCGUCAUCCACACCUGCUCGAAGUUGGUCGCCAAGGUUGGCCGCGGGAUUGUCCUCUGGGACCGUGACUCGAUGCUGAUGUUCAAGGACGAUCCGUUCAUGAACCAGGCAACAGCUGGCAAGUGGAUCAAGGAAGUGCUUCUCCAGUGCCUUCCAGAUGUUAUAAAUGCUGCCAACGUGAGGCUGCUGAAGAGAAAGAAGUUGCACGUUUGUUUUGAAUGCGGAAAAUCCUUGGAAGGCUCGCGAUACCUCAAUGUCUUAGAAUACAAGGUGUGCAGCAAGCAUUGCGCGGGACUGCUCAAGGCACGCGCGGUGAUUGAAGAUUGA
Symbiodinium natans is the source of this 1974-nucleotide messenger RNA. The record is from the annotation of a GenBank genome assembly. NCBI's taxonomy places the organism in Eukaryota, Dinophyceae, Suessiales, Symbiodiniaceae.